AUGGCCCCCGUAACGCGUCGCGCUUCUAAGCUCAAUCACGAAGUCAUCGUUAUCCACGACCCAGACUCAGAGCCAGAAGACGUAGAACACCAAACAAAGAAACGGAAGCUUGUUGCCACUGCUGCGGUGGUUUCUGCCCCUUUGUCCCCUGACUUUGAGAUGCAUAGCGGCCAUGACUACGAUAUGGCACAGAUUGCAAGUUCCUCGUCCUCCUCGUCUACUAGGGAAUCAAUUGUGACCCUUCCUACGCCACCCACUCGAAAUAUCGCGAAGAACGCGUCUUUGAAAGGGCGACGGCGCUUUAAAGCGGAUCUCGCAGACAUGGUAGAGGAAUGCGCGAAUGGCUUUGUGUUAGAUGGCUUAAAACUCGAGCAUUGUAGCGCGGGGGAGGACGAGGGCUCGUUCGAGCUUACGAUCAAAGACAUAGAGAAUAAGAUAGGCCUACUCCAACUCAAUGUCUUCGUCUCAGAUACUUCGGAUUACCCCUCUAGCCAUUCGGUCUUCGCAGCAUCGUCUACUCACAAUCUACCUGACUCUGUGCAGGGUGCCAUUGAGUCUGUAGCUGAUUUCUCUCCUCAACCCAUCGAAUCCAUGAUCUCGAAAUUACUCUCAACGCUCUCGAGGAGACUUCAACGCGUGAAAGAUCAGGGCGAUCACGAAAUGUCUGACCCUGAGGAAGGUAGCGACGAUGAGGAUGAGUAUGAAGGUUAUGAAAGCUUCGAUGAUGAUAGGUUCUCUAAUGUUCGCAAAGCGGAAGCUCGACCACAUGCUCCCUUGGCUCGGAUUCAUAAGGACUUCACCGAGACAGUGGCUGCCGGAUACCGACCUGGCUUCACUCGUUUUCUUGGUGGCGACUACUGCAUUAGCAUAUCCCUGCCUAUCGUCUCCUUGACCGAGAUGAUUCCGCCUCGCGCGCUCAUGGCCUGGGACCGACGUAUACUUUCUCGCCGACAGCAUCUAACCCUUUUGAUGUCUGGCUUUCAUGGACAUUAUCCACCUCUUGCAGCUGAUGGACGCUACUACACGGAAGCUACGAACUCGGGUACCUCGAUAGCUUUCAGGGUAGGCUUAUCGAGUACAUAUAAAGCCAGUGCUAAGGAGGCAAAAGAAGCUUUCCGCACUUUUGGCCUAGUCUCGAACGACAUCCGGGAAUCAACUACAACGGAGCCUAAUGAAGAAGCGAAAGACGAUGGCCGAUUUGAAACUUUUAGCUUGAGCACACCGUUGGAUACUUUGAUGAAUACCUACUUCUUGAAGAUUAUCCAAUUGAGACGCAAGUUUGGGUUGGGAUGGUCCGCCGCGGAAUUCCUCUGUUCGUUGGUGGAACAGAAACAACUUUCGCCUGAGGACGUAUAUCAAGGCAAUUAUGAGGCCAUCCUAGCGGAAGACGAAGAAGAGCGAAACCUGGGAGUGACCUAUGUGCUUCCAGAUGAUCCGUUGGCAGACUUAAACCCGACAGAGGAGUUCAAUCUACCUCUAGUCGCAUUCUCCUACCUUCUUCGUCGAAUCCAGUUUAUUGCGCGCUAUUGCGUGGUGUGCCACAACAAGACGAGGGCCCAAUUUGAAGCUCUAAAGCCAUAUGUAUGCGACUCGAAGUUGUGCUCGUACCAAUACUACGCAUAUAACCAAGGGCCGUCUCUCGAGUACGAGAUCAUCCACAAUACGGAAAUGGUGGACCUCCUGGUUGCACUCGCUUACUCGGCGGCGGCGGAAGGGGUAAUGGACGAUCCUUUGCCAAUUGGCAUGGCGUUACGAGUAGCGUUACCAACGCGUACGGUGCCAGGUGCUUGGUUAGCCCAGAUGCCUUCACUUCAAGCUACCGCGACUGAGGAACCGCUGACCCCGGACGAAGAUGGUCUCUACGAUUUCGAUCAACUCUCAAAGCAUAAGAUGAGAAUGGCGAUAGCGGAGCUCAUCAAUUCUUUGCCUCCAAUUGAGAAAAUGAAGAAGCAUUUGCAACAGAAACCCCACCCUGGGUCUUCCAAACCAAAGCUGAAGGACCUCGACCCUGCCAUUCUCCCCGCUGCCUGGUCUGUUCUCAGAUGGUGUGUGGCAUCCUGUACGGCUCAUUUAGAGGAGCUCAAAGGCGACAAUAUCGUCGGCAACAUUGACCCAUCCUGGAGGCAAUUCCGUUUCAGUGUCGGUGCACCUGACGCGGAAGCGAAAUUCAAAACUGCCAUCCAUGCGGCGCAAGGACGGUGCAAAAACGCGAAGAAGUUUCCUACUCUUUAUGCUUUCCACGGUUCCCCCAUGAAGAACUGGCAUUCCAUAGUUCGACAUGGCCUAUGGUACAAAGAGGUCACCCACGGACGAGCUUAUGGCCAUGGUGUCUACUUGGCGAAGGACGGUUCCAUAUCCAUGGGGUAUGGCCAGCCGACCGUCACUGCCUGGAGGAAUAGCGAAAUCCUUCCUUCGAGUUGCAUAGCUUUGGCAGAAGUCGUGAACGUCCCAAAGGAGUUCGUCAGCCACAACCCGUAUUAUGUCGUCCAGGAUACGAACUGGAUCAUGUGUCGCUACCUUCUAGUGAAAGGAAACCUUCGCGCGGACGAAGAAUCACCUCCCGAAUCCGACGCACCCUCUGCUAAUGACCCUCCCCAAGCCGCCAGUGCUGUGCCACCCAAUGUUCCCAUAGAUCCGAAAGCCGCUGUUACUCUCAAUAACAAGGCCAUAAUCAUCCCCGAACCCACUUUCCAAAUUGAGCGGCUCGUGGCCGCCCGUCGAGACGAACAUGUGGAAGAAGAAAACGAUGAAGAAGACCAGGAAAUUUUCAACUGGGAAGCCGAACCGGUUGCCCCAACCCAAGGUUCAGGUUCACAACCCGUGCCCGACUGGACACCAAAUCGGGAUUAUGUCCGCCAAGCCGUAGCGAACCUAAUGCCACCUCCUCUUGAGGCAUCGACGGCCGCAACGACGGCAGUCCAAAGAGAACUACGUGACAUGCUGAAAGAACAAAAGGCGGCGAGUAGGAGACCAGGAGGCCUCCGUGAGCUGGGUUGGUUCUUGCCAAGCUUGGGCGAGGAUGACGAUGAUGAAGGUGGCGGAAUCAUGGAUAACCUAUUCCAGUGGAUUGUCGAACUACAUUCUUUCGACGAGAGCUUGCCCCUCACCGAGCAGAUGAAGUCAAAGGGAAUCAAUUCGCUGAUCUUUGAAAUCCGAUUUCCCCCAAACUUUCCCCAUUCCCCUCCCUUCUUUAGACUACUUACUCCUAGAUUUCUGGGGUUUUCGCAAGGAGGGGGCGGUCAUAUUACACUCGGCGGUUCCAUAUGUAUGGAUCUCUUGACUGCCGAUGGAUGGCUGCCUAGUUACGGCAUUUCUUCUGUGCUGCUGCAAAUCAGGCUUGCGAUAUCCAAUUUAGAACCCUUCCCUGCGAAGCUAGCUCGUGAUUGGGAUAGACCUUACGGUAUAUUGGAAGCCCUCGACGGAUAUAAACGUGCGGCGUUGACGCAUGGGUGGAAGAUUCCUAAAGGUUUGGAUAGACUGGCGCGUUGA
Molecule: messenger RNA, 3489 nt
Organism: Pleurotus ostreatus (oyster mushroom)
Lineage: Eukaryota; Fungi; Basidiomycota; Agaricomycetes; Agaricales; Pleurotaceae
Exons: 24
Coding region: 1-3489 (1162 amino acids)
Molecular function (GO): NAD+ poly-ADP-ribosyltransferase activity
Source: RefSeq, a predicted model, not a curated record